AUGAACGAAACCGAGCUUACGGACUUCAAAAGCCACCAGCGGUCGCUUCGGGCAUCGUCUGCUCGUCCAGGACGGACAGCCCCAUGGAUGCAGAACGUGCUGUUUCUGGUCUUGCACCUUGCGCUGGCCACCACAUGGAUUAUUACACUCUUCUAUCACAAUCGCUUGUCCGUGUUCUUUGAUCCGCCGGUGCAUCCCAGUCGGCCGUGGAAAGGGUCGGGCUUCAACUUCGAGCAUUGCCCGGCCAUGUCGCAUGAUGACCCCCUACCAGACGCCCAUCAUGGUGCUGAUACCGGGGGAGCCGGCGAGGCGUCCGGCUUACAAGAAUUCGAGUUCGCAUCUGCCUCGGAGGCAGUCGAAUACGUGCCGUAUCGGUUUGAACAGAGUCGAUGGACCGGAGAACGCAGCGAGGACACAAGUCCCUAUGAAGGGCCCCCUACCGGCGCGGUGAAUCUGCAGUGGCGGCACUUGGUGGAUGUUGGGAUUCUGGCACUGAACCCGGAGCAGGAGGCCUCGCUCCUCGAGCCCACUAUGCCGGCCACGGUCAACGAUUCCACCGCUCUCAUCCAGCUCGAUGUCUUCCAUCAAUUGCACUGUCUGAACUCCAUCCGGAAAUAUGUCUACCAGCCCGUCGACUGGCGGAACGACAACACGACCAACCAGGCGGCGGUGAAAUACAUUGUGCACAUCAGUAAGCCUAGCGUAUCUCGCGAUCUCGAGUGCAUCCAUCCAGCUGAACUCCUCUCCAGAUCACUCACUGCAUUGAGUACUUGCGGCAGCGACCUCUCGGUGAUUGUGCAUUCCCCGCGCGUGCCACCCCCGGGGCCCGAGUAUCCCAUCUGGAAGGCCAACUUCUCCACCCAGCAUACCUGUCGGAACUUUUGGAAGAUCCACGAGUGGGCCAAGCAGUACAAUACAUCGGGGUUUGAGAUUGAAAGAUGGCAUGAUGCGGAAUUUGCGUGA
This is a messenger RNA of Aspergillus aculeatinus CBS 121060, 963 nucleotides long. RefSeq lists its product as uncharacterized. Lineage: Eukaryota; Fungi; Ascomycota; Eurotiomycetes; Eurotiales; Aspergillaceae. The record is from RefSeq and is a predicted model, not a curated record. The coding region runs from base 1 to 963 and encodes 320 amino acids. The transcript has 4 exons. Gene Ontology annotation, biological process: mycotoxin biosynthetic process.